AGCGCGAGCUAAUGCGAGGACGUGCAGAAGUUGCAACAGUCCAGUCGUCGUUCAGUCAUGCAUGGACCUCACCGGACGUAGUUUCUUGUGCUCACAUAAUCCCGCUUCACGUUGCACCUUCUGGAAGGUGUGCAACAUCAACCGCGGGGGUCUACAGCUGAACAGCAGCGGCGGACACUGUCGACCCCUCAUAGAUGAACAGGUGGAGCUGUGUACCCUAUCAUUGAGAAAAUAAAGUAGCUUUUGUGUUCGGUCCGGACAAUCCUCACUGGCCCGUAACGCGUGCGUUUUGCGAAGGCCAGGCACUCGAGUCUCCUCGCGCCGUGUUAUUCUUUCACAGCUGUGGUUUUGAGAUCACGUUAUCAGUGCUGUUUUCAGGGAAUAUCCCGAGAUGGAAUGUUUUAGCGUAACGCAAUUCAAGUGAAGCGAUUAUGUCGUGGCUACUAAUUUUGCUAUUCUUAGUAGAAAGCCUAACUCUGACCACGACGGAGGCAACCACUCAGGAAGUUUUCGUUGAUACUACGACGGCGAUUACUACGACCACGGUACCAGCUAAGACUACCCACACCACGGCGACUACAACCACGACUACAACCACUACGACGACAACGACAACAACCACGAGUACUACUACUACCACCACCUUGAAACCACCUUUGCCUCAUAAGUUUCUUGCUUGCGUCAGUUCAGUCGUUCAGGUAACAUUUCACCCACUGGACGAUGUGUGUUACUUCAUGUUCUUCACCGUCCAAGACAUCAAUCAACUAAAAAACAAGAAUCUCGGUCUUGCGAGAAGCAAAAUUGGUAUCGACAUACCGAGCUCAAAAGCCAACGCUAAUCAAGGCAAACUUGAAAAUUCCAUCGCAGCGUACUGGCCAAAGAUCAGAGACUUCGCUGUCCUGGACAUGGAACUCCGUCCAAGUGUUUCAAUUUAUGUCGGUCAUGUCGAAGCCUUUCUAACAGAAACGGACAGACUUAUAAAUAUCGAUAUGAGAGCAGAACCAACGCCAAGGAGGAACUUUGGCUACGUGCUUCUAGGUGUGGCCAUACUCCGGGGAAGCCAACAACCAAGCACCCUCAUGGCUAACUUCAAUCAACUUGUACAGGCUACAGGACCGUCACCCUGGCAGGGACCUGGCAUGCCGUCUAUGCAGUCAUCAUUCGUUGAGUCGCUGUCAUUCAGGCAUGUGACUGGGUUCCAACCGCUGCCUUUGAAAACAGCGGAAGUGCUCUCUUUUAGCGCUGCGGCCCUUAUAACUGCCUACACGGAUGCUUAUAGACCACUCACAGCUCCAUGCCGGAGUGUCACCCAGGCGAAUCCAAAAGAAUUGGUAAGCCGAGAUUGACUGUCAUGGUUUGGACAGUGAACGUUAUAGGGGUAAGGAAAAAGGACCUCGAGAAAAGGUGGCAAGAACGAUACACAGAAUACAGAAUCCUCACUUCGGUUGUGUC
Messenger RNA from Ornithodoros turicata, 1452 nucleotides. RefSeq lists its product as uncharacterized. The record is from RefSeq and is a predicted model, not a curated record. Bases 432 to 1346 code for a protein of 304 amino acids. The transcript has 7 exons. NCBI's taxonomy places the organism in Eukaryota, Metazoa, Arthropoda, Arachnida, Ixodida, Argasidae.